This is a messenger RNA of Nicotiana tabacum (common tobacco), 1341 nucleotides long. The record is from RefSeq and is a predicted model, not a curated record. Lineage: Eukaryota; Viridiplantae; Streptophyta; Magnoliopsida; Solanales; Solanaceae.
CGGGAUUGUUACAUUGAUGCUGUCAAAACUGGUGAUGGCAUGUGUCCUGGUUGUAAAGAGUCUUACAAGAACACCGAUUUGGCUGAGAAUGCUGUGGAUCCUUCUGGACGACCUCUGUCUUUACCUUCAAACGUUGGGAUGUCUAAAAUGGAGCGGAGGUUGUCGUUGAUGCGAUCAGGUAAUAAGUCAGCGAUAAUAAGAAGCCACUCAGGGUUGAUGAGGAGUCAAACAGGGGAUUUUGAUCAUAAUAAAUGGUUAUUCGAGACAAAAGGGACGUAUGGAUAUGGAAAUGCAAUAUGGCCAAAGGAUGAGGGAUUUGGAAAUGACAAAGAAGAUCGUGUUGGUGAGCCUUCUGAACUUCUGAACAAGCCUUGGAGGCCGCUUACACGUAAACUAAAAAUACCGGCUGGAGUUCUUAGCCCAUACCGGCUCUUGAUUCUUAUUCGUGUUGUUGUUCUUGGAUUAUUUCUUCAAUGGAGGAUCACCCAUCCAAACAAUGAUGCUAUAUGGUUAUGGUAUAUGUCCAUAAUCUGUGAGAUUUGGUUUGCAAUCUCUUGGCUACUUGACCAGCUUCCAAAGUUAUGCCCCGUCAACCGUGCUACUGAUCUUAAUGUUUUGAAAGAAAAAUUUGAAACACCAACUCCUACCAAUCCCACAGGAAAAUCUGAUCUUCCAGGUAUAGACAUUUUUGUCUCUACUGCAGAUCCUGAGAAAGAGCCACCACUAGUCACUGCAAACACGAUACUGUCUAUCCUUGCUGCUGAUUACCCUGUUGAAAAGCUUUCGUGCUAUAUUUCUGAUGAUGGAGGUGCUCUUCUGACGUUUGAAGCAAUGGCUGAAGCUGCAAGUUUUGCCAACAUUUGGGUCCCAUUUUGUCGUAAACAUGAUAUUGAACCAAGGAACCCAGAAACCUACUUCAGCUUGAAGAAAGACCCUUACAAGAACAAAGUACGUCAAGAUUUUGUCAAGGACCGCAGACGGGUGAAGCGUGAAUAUGAUGAAUUUAAGGUUCGAAUCAAUAGCCUCCCUGAUUCAAUUCGUCGGCGUUCUGAUGCCUAUAAUGCUCGAGAAGAAAUCAAGGCCAUGAAGCUUCAGCGAGAGGCAGCUGGGGAUGAGCUUUUGGAACCCAUCAAGAUAACAAAGGCCACUUGGAUGGCAGAUGGGACCCACUGGCCUGGCACUUGGAUGGUUUCUGCUCCUGAGCACUCUAGGGGUGAUCAUGCAGGAAUCAUACAGGUUAUGUUAAAACCUCCAAGUGAUGAACCCUUACAUGGAACCUCUGUUGAUGAUGGUCUAAUUGAUUUAACAGAAGUUGAUAUUCGGCUUCCCUUGCUGGUAUAU